UGUAAACCUCAACAAACAAACAACAUAACUCUACUCAUAUAUAGAAUGAGGAUUCUCAUGUUUACCACCCUUGUGCUCCUCUCAAAUUUAAUUAGAAUAAUAUAUGUAAUGCAUCAUGUCACUGGUGAGUGUGUUCCGGAUCAAAAGUCUGUGCUUCUCCAGAUACGAAGUGAAAUCACUUACUCGGCAUCCACCAAGCUGGUGCUGUGGGAUGAAAGAGUUGACUGCUGUCACUGGCCAGGCCUGAGUUGCAAUGAUGUUGGAUAUGUUACUACUUUUAAUCUCAGCCAUGACGACUCAAUCACCGCUGGCUUCAAUGUUUCUCUCUUGCUGAAACUGCCAUCUCUUUCUGUUAUUAUGCUUGAUGGGAUCUACUUCUCUGCUCCAUUUCCAGACUUUUUCCAAGAUUUCAAAAAUCUGACUGUUUUGAGCCUGGCAGGAUGCAGCUUCAGUGGAACAGUCCCUCCGAAAUUAUUCCAGGUACCAACUCUGCAAACCAUUGACUUAUCUUACAAUGAAAUUCUUGAGGGUUCUUUGCCAGACUUCCCGGAAAAUGGAUCUCUCAAGAGCCUCACACUUGAAGGGACAUUGUUUUCUGGGAACUUACCUGAGUCCAUAGGAAACCUCAGAGUGCUGUCCCAUAUUGACGUUACAGGUUGCAAUUUCAGAGGAGUAAUCCCUGCUUCUAUUACAAAGCUUACCAAGCUUGUUGAGCUGAGAUUGUCUGGAAAUUCAUUUUCAGGACCUAUCCCAGCAUCACUAUUUUUCUUGCCAUCACUUAGAUCCUUGGAUCUGGAUGGAAACAAACUUUCUGGUCAUAUAAAUGAAUUGCAAAAUGUGACUUCCAAUUCUCCACUGGAAUUACUUGAUUUGAGGAAUAACAAUUUGGAAGGGACAAUACCUUCCUUCUUCUUUCAAUUCCAAAAUCUGUCAACCCUGCAUCUCGGGAUGAACAAAUUUUCUGGCCAAAUACCUUCCUUCUUCUUUCAACUUCAGAAUCUCACAAAUCUCUAUCUUUCAUCAAACAAAUUUUCUGGUCAAAUGAUUGAUUUGCAAAAUGUGACUUCUCCUUUGGAAAUUCUUGAUUUGAGCAGCAACAACUUGGAAGGGAUAAUACCUUCAUUCCUCUUUCAAUUACAAAUGAUGGUACCGUAUCUUUCCAGCAAUGCUAUACGUGGAGAAAUUCCUAAUUGGAUAUGGGGAAUCGGUAUACGUGGAGAAGUUCUUAAUUGGAUAUGGGGAAUCGGUAAUGGGACACUUCUUUACCUCAAUCUUUCUCACAAUCAUUUGAUGCAUAUGAAAGAGCCAAUGGAAAACCCUGCUCUUCUGGUCGUUGAUCUAAAUUCUAAUCUGCUAAGUGGACAAAUUCCAAGGCUACCAAGUGAGGCACAGUAUUUAGACCUCUCCAACAACAACUUCUCCAUGAUUCCUCUUGAUAUUGGUGAUCAAAUCCCACGUGUCUCUUUCUUUUCAAUUGCAAACAAUAGACUCCAUGGAAGCAUCCCAAUUUCCUUGUGCCAUGCACCCAAUCUUGAAGUGCUUGACUUGUCCUACAACACUUUGUUUGGCAAAAUACCAUCAUGUCUGCCUCAAAAUAAUACCAAUCUUGCUAUAAUGAAUUUGAAAGGAAAUCGUUUAAGUGGUGAGAUAUCAAACAAGUUUCAAGAGGGAUGUUCUUUAGAGACAUUGGAUCUUAAUCAAAAUAUGUUGGAAGGGCAACUUCCUCCCUCAUUGGUGAACUGCACAGAGCUUAAGGUUUUGAAUCUUGGAAACAACAGAUUGAGUGAUACCUUUCCUUGCUGGCUCAAUAAAUUGGUAAAUCUACACAUUCUUGUCUUGCGUUCCAAUCAUUUUCAUGGAACCAUAUCUUGCACCAAGCUUGGGGUAAACAGCAGCUGGCCAAGCUUACAAGUCAUUGACUUAUCAUCCAAUAAUUUCAGUGGAAAUCUACCAACUCAAUUAUUCUUGGAACUAAAAGCUAUUCUUGUUGAUAGGAAUGAAGCAAACUCAAAGGUUGAUUACUUGCACUUCACAUCUCCACGAGAUAACUUCUACUAUCAAGACUCAGUCUCACUUUCUCUAAAAGGGCAUGAUUAUAUUAUACAGAAAAUUCUGUCUAUCUUCACUUCUAUUGAUUUUUCAAGUAACCAAUUUGAAGGGGAUAUACCAGAGAGUGUUGGAGAGCUUAAACUGCUUUAUCUCCUUAACAUCUCUCACAAUGCACUAACAGGUUGUAUUCCUCAAUCUCUUGAAAACUUGAAUGCUUUGGAAGCAUUAGACCUCUCAUUCAACAACCUAGCAGGAAGUAUCCCAGAGCAACUAGAGAGCCUAACCUUCCUAUCCUUCUUAAACUUGUCGUACAACCAUCUCGUUGGAAGGAUCCCACAAGGCAAACAAUUUAGUACCUUUGAUACAAGCUCAUUCAUGGGAAACAAGGGGCUAUGUGGAUUCCAGCUUAAUGUAUCUUGCAAUGGCAUUAAAAACCCAGUAUCUCCACUACCAACAUUGGAUGAGAAAGAAUCAGCUUACCACGGUGAUAUCUACGCCAGCAUUGCAUUAGGAUUUGCUGUGGGCAUAAGAGGAAUAUUUCUGCCACUUCUGUUGUCCAACAAAUGGAGAUUAUAUUAUAACAAGAAGAUUGAUGGAGUUCUUUUCAAGGUUUUCUUCAAGAGAGGUCAAGGGAGAAGAAGGAACCAUCGCUAA
Ipomoea nil (Japanese morning glory) is the source of this 2703-nucleotide messenger RNA. Its product is annotated as receptor-like protein 12. The record is from RefSeq and is a predicted model, not a curated record. The coding region runs from base 46 to 2703 and encodes 885 amino acids. Gene Ontology annotation, molecular function: protein binding. Lineage: Eukaryota; Viridiplantae; Streptophyta; Magnoliopsida; Solanales; Convolvulaceae. The transcript has 4 exons.